AUGCUAGAAGAUACUUGGAAACCCAAGGAGCAUGGUCUUCAAGUGGCUUCCAUGAAAGCUGUACCUGGACACUCGUUCUUUGGAUUAGGUUUCACUGAAUGUGUGAUCGUGGGGGAGAGAAUGGAGAAUGAGAGAAAAAAUGGCUCAUGGAGUCUGCCCCGAGCUUUGCCCAAUGCUUUCACAGCUGUUUCAAGCAUUCCAACUUAUCUCUUCCUCAUAAUUGUCCGCCUGUUACAGAUGAGGAAACAGAUGCAGAAAGGUUGCCUGAGGUUAAAGAAAAACCAAACCAAAACAAACCAAAACAAAAAAAGCGUGGUCCUCUGCCUACCCAGUGCUCCAGCUGAGGAGGCCUGUACACGCACCUGCCCCACAGCCUGUGCCUGCAGCAGCGUGGAGCGAGGCUGCUCAGUGCGCUGCGAUCGCGCGGGCCUCCAAAGGGUGCCAGCCGAGUUCCCGUGCGAGGCGGCUUCCAUCGAUCUGGACCGAAAUGGCCUGCGUUUCUUGGGCGAGAGAGCCUUUGGUACGCUGCCGUCGCUGCGCCGCCUGUCGCUGCGCCACAAUAAUCUGUCCUUCAUUACACCAGGCGCCUUCAAAGGCCUGCCACGUCUGGCUGAGCUGCGCCUGGCACACAACGGCGACCUGCGCUACCUGCACGCACGCACCUUUGCCGCGCUGGGCCGCCUGCGUCGCCUCGACCUAGCUGCCUGCCGCCUCUUCAGCGUGCCCGAGCGCCUCCUGGCUGAGCUGCCUGCCCUGCGCGAGCUUGCCGCCUUCGACAACCUGUUCCGCCGCGUGCCUGGUGCGCUGCGCGGCCUGGCCAACCUGACGCACGCGCACCUGGAGCGCUGCCGCAUCGAGGCUGUGGCUUCCAGCUCCCUGGAGGGCCUGCGGCGCCUGCGGUCGCUCAGCCUGCAGGCCAACCGCGUCCGUGCAGUGCAUGCUGACGCCUUCCGUGACUGUGGUGCCCUGGAGCAUCUGCUACUCAACGACAACCUGCUGGCCAUGCUGCCAGCCGACGCAUUCCGUGGUCUGCGCCACUUGCGCACGCUCAACUUGGGUGGCAACUCGCUGGGCCACGUGGCACGCGCCUGGUUCGCCGACCUGGCCGAGCUCGAGCUGCUCUACCUGGACCGCAACAGCAUAGCCUUCGUGGAAGAAGGUGCCUUCCAGAACCUCUCGGGCCUCCUUGCUCUGCACCUCAACAGCAACCACCUCACGGUGCUCACCUGGGCCGCCUUCCAGCCCGGCUUCUUCCUGGGUCGCCUCUUUCUCUUCCGCAACCCGUGGCACUGUGACUGCGGCCUGGAGUGGCUGCGGGACUGGAUGGAGAGCUCUGGGCACGUCAUCGAUGUGCCGUGUGCCUCUCCAGGUUCCGUGGCCGGCCUGGACCUCAGUCAGGUGGCCUUUGGGCGCUCUUCCAAUGGCUUCUGUGUGGAUCCUGAGGAACUGAACCUAACUGUAUCCAGCCCAGGCUCAUCCCCAGAGCCAGCAGCCACCACUGUGAGCAGGUUCAGUAGCCUCCUGUCCAAGUUGCUGGCCCCAAGGGCUCCAGUGGGGGAGGCGGCCAACUCCACGGAGGAGCCAGCCAAUGUUUCGCUGUCUGACAGCCUUCCCUCUGGUGGGGUGGGAAGCUCGGGCUACAACACGCGGUUUCUCCUCGGGUCUAGUCUCCUGCUCAGCGUUUUCCAGCACAUGGUGUUUGUCCUACAGACAGACUCACUCUGCCACACUGGGGUGAUCCAAACCGCCUGA
Molecule: messenger RNA, 1752 nt
Organism: Pteropus alecto (black flying fox)
Lineage: Eukaryota; Metazoa; Chordata; Mammalia; Chiroptera; Pteropodidae
Gene: NYX
Product: nyctalopin
Exons: 3
Coding region: 1-1752 (583 amino acids)
Molecular function (GO): protein binding
Source: RefSeq, a predicted model, not a curated record